AUGGACGGUGUUGUUAUGGUUUCCGAUAUGGCCUGGAUCCAAAGGGGCGUGGCCAAAGAGGUUCCGGAUAAAAUCAAAUUGACGGCCGAGGAGUUGAAACAGCUUGUUGAAGGAGGCGUUCCUGUCGAAUCUGAGCAUGACAGCAGUGAUAAUGAGGAGAAAAUGGAUGGCGAGAAUGAGAAAACUGGUGGACUUCGAGGUUCGGAAGCAUCGAAGGAUGUUGAAAUGGAAGACGAAGACGCGGAUUUUGAUGAGAAAUACAUGAAAGCUUAUGAUAAUAAGGAAGAAGUGCACGGAGGCAAUGGAAUGCGAGGAAUUGCGAUGUUCGCGUCGAACAAAGACGAUCCGUACGUGACGAAUCAGGUGGAUUCGGACGAGGAAGAAGAGAAAGACGAGAUCGUCGUCCGUCGCGACGACAACAUGGUGGUGUUGUCGAAAAUCGACAAAGGCGACUUCAAUCUCGAGUGCUAUGUGUACAAUGAGGCCGACAAUGACUGGUAUUGCCAUCAUCAUUACAUUCUGGACGCGCCGCCGCUGUGUUUGGAGCCCGUUCAACAUGAUCCCGGCAAUGAGGAGACCGGCAAGGUUCGGCCGACAUUUAUAGAAAUUUGCUGUCUUUUCGGAGGGUGUGGGAACUAA
Caenorhabditis bovis is the source of this 639-nucleotide messenger RNA. Lineage: Eukaryota; Metazoa; Nematoda; Chromadorea; Rhabditida; Rhabditidae. The record is from the annotation of a GenBank genome assembly.